Molecule: messenger RNA, 1270 nt
Organism: Aspergillus wentii DTO 134E9
Lineage: Eukaryota; Fungi; Ascomycota; Eurotiomycetes; Eurotiales; Aspergillaceae
Exons: 1
Coding region: 499-849 (116 amino acids)
Source: RefSeq, a predicted model, not a curated record
UAUAGUCCCUCCCUUACCCACUUCGCCUCCCCUCGUUCUAGACACCAACUUCAUCCUCAGAAUCACCUCUACACUCUCUCCCUCGUCCACCAUGUCUAAAUUUCGUUCGCAACGCAAGCGAUCGCCUUCCAUCUCUGAUGAUGAUGCUUGGAAGGUCGACCAUCCAUUUGGCCCGCCUCGUACUUCGUCCUUCGCGGGCGGUGGUAUCCGACGACUUCGCGAUACCUUAUCGAAACUCUCCCCAUCCUCCCUUGCAGAAAAAGAACUUCUCAAGGAACAGAAUCGAUACAAAAUUCCGUUGACAGAGAGAAACGUCGACACCUUCGUUACUGAGCAGGAGUGCACGGAUGCCUGUUAUCCUGAUCAGCAUUCCAGGGAGUUGACCGUCUCUGCAUGGCUUGAACGACUCUCUUAAAAAAAAGCAAACAUCGUGAAUCCGUCGAUCUUGGCUUUCUGAUUCGACCGUUACUACAAGAUCAUCUCAUCCACUCCUAAUUGAUGCGCUCGCAAUGCCCAACGAGCGAGUUCAACGCUUUCCAAAGUUUUUUGAACCUCCACCAGGCACCACGUCUGUCAUCACUUGGUGAUAAUUGCCGACAAAACACCGACACCAGAGAACACCUUCUCCAUGUUCAUAUUAUUGCGACAUAUUGUCCAGAUGACUUAUGCAAGUUCCUUGACCAUCACGCGAACGGCCAACGUCAUUUAAAGGCGCAGUGUCAAACAUGCACGCAGCCAAGGACUCUCCACUGCACUACACUACUUUUGUACGACAGCCCUGCAGGGACUUCCCCUCCAUACGACAGGGGCCGAUCGGUGGAAUGGCUGCGAGCCUGCUGGGGAGCCUAGUGGCAGUGCGCCACCCGCGAGGCCGCGACAGCCGCGAAACAACCGAAUAAUCCCUGUCGCCCUUUGAUGGGACGUCACCUGAUUGCGCUUUCAACAAUCACCGCCCGGGUGGUCUAGUGGUAUGAUUCUCGCUUAGGGUAACAACCCAAGCAUAUCUGCGAGAGGUCCCGCGUUCGAUCCGCGGCUCGGGCCUGAUUUUUUUUUUCUUUUUGUUUUCUGUUGUUGAAUGAUUAUUUUCGCUGUUGCUAUAUGCGACUUUUUGGUAGAUACCCGGUUAGAAAAGAGGAGUUUGGUGCUGUUGGGUCCUGACAGCAUCUAAUUAUGCUGUAUUUGCUAGGUUUAGCACAUAAAUUAUUUUUAUAAGAAAUUUUGGUGCGACUUGAUAAAGAGUAUUAGUUAAGAAUAUAUAAAUCGUGCUUGG